Messenger RNA from Vitrella brassicaformis, 1363 nucleotides. NCBI's taxonomy places the organism in Eukaryota, Vitrellaceae. The record is from the annotation of a GenBank genome assembly.
CACGCUCGCAAUUGCCGAAGAGGGUGCCGCGUUCACGAUGGUGAGUGAGCCACGGAAAGCAUAGGCAGUCAAGAAGAAGCCAGAUCUGUGCUGACAAGCGGCCCAGACAGACCUUGGAGGCAGGCAGCGAGGGGUGUGGCCGAGUGAGGGCGUCCAUCAGGCAGAGGAGAUGCUGUGUGUACCAGCGAGGCCAGAUCAGCAGGCUGCGUGCGCUCGGCGACAUCUGUCUGGUGUGUGGGGUGUGUUUGUGGCGUCUGUUGUGUUGUGUGUGCAGGGGGAGAAGAAGGACAACCCCAUGCGGGAGAUCCGCAUCUCCAAGCUCGUCCUCAACAUCUCUGUCGGAGAGGUAUGUAUCACACAGACACACACAAACAGUGGACACGCCUCACUCAGAUGCCCGCCCUUGCCUGUCUGGUUGUCUGCAGUCUGGUGAUCGUCUCACACGCGCCGCCAGGGUGCUGGAGCAGCUGACAGGACAGAACCCUGUCUACUCAAAAGGUGCGCGUCUGUGAACAAAUCCGAUGGACACAUCACAUGUCAUACGGUCGGUGUCCGCGUGUGUGUGGGAUUGGGUGCGAUGUCCUGCAGCUCGUUUCACCAUCCGUAGCUUUGGUGUGCGUCGUAACGAGAAGAUCGCCUGCCACGUCACUGUCCGGGGCGAGCGGGCGGCAGAGAUCCUCGAGCGAGGCCUCAAGGUCAAGGAAUACGAGCUCGUCCAGAGGAACUUCUCUAACAACGGUCAGCUGCUUCUGGUGCAGAUGUGUGUGCUUCUUGUGUGUGUUCGAUCCUCAUAGCUAUGAUUGAUGUUGUGUGUUCUCAUGUGAUGUGAUGCUGCUGCACUGCAGGCAACUUUGGCUUUGGCAUUCAGGAGCACAUCGACCUGGGCAUCAAAUACGACCCCUCGACCGGUGAGUGAGUGGGGUGGGUGACACGGCCACCAUACCAUCCCCCUGCUGCACUGCAGUGUGCAGCCGCUAAUGCCGAAUCACUUGCCUGAGUGUGUGCAGGUAUCUACGGUAUGGAUUUCUACGUGCACCUGUCCCGCCCGGGUCACCGCGUGGCGACCCGCCGGCGCAAGACGGCGAGCGUCGGCCACUCGCACCGCAUCACCAAGGAUGACGCCAUGAACUGGUUCAAGGACAAAUACGAAGGCGUCAUCCUCGCCAAGUGAUCGGGGCACAUGACCGGGUGGGUGGGUGUGGGCGGUCGGUGUGGUGGCUUUCCAGCGCCUGUCUGCCUCUCUGCCUUGAUGGAUGGAUGAAUGGAUGGGUGCUGGUGGGUGUGGUGUGUCGACAACGAACCGAACCGAUGUGACGCGUUUCGUGUUCUUGUUAAUGGAAUGGAUGCGAUGCAUUGAUUGAUC